Messenger RNA from Chiloscyllium plagiosum (whitespotted bambooshark), 2243 nucleotides. RefSeq names its product spindle apparatus coiled-coil protein 1 (gene spdl1). The record is from RefSeq and is a predicted model, not a curated record. Gene Ontology annotation, cellular component: outer kinetochore; spindle pole. Lineage: Eukaryota; Metazoa; Chordata; Chondrichthyes; Orectolobiformes; Hemiscylliidae. Gene Ontology annotation, biological process: protein localization to kinetochore; mitotic metaphase chromosome alignment; mitotic spindle assembly checkpoint signaling. Gene Ontology annotation, molecular function: kinetochore binding.
GACGCGAUUGGCUGGCUGUGUGGGCGCGUGCCGUGUUCAAACUGCAUCGAGGGGCGGGACGGUUGGAGACGGAGUGGACAAGGAGCCGGGAGAAAGAGUGGGAGCGUGAUAUCGUGUUUGCAAAGCGUAAAAGGAGGGGAGCGGAGGAGUUCAAAUAGCACCGAGGAAAUCGUAACUUUGGAGAAGGCAUCCCAAAAAUGACGACUGUUUCAGAGUUGGAAGAUGUAAUCCAGCAGCUUCGGCAGCAGCUCCAGGAGUCAGAAAGUGAGAGGAUGAAGGCAGCUCAAUAUGGACUGGAGCUGCUGAAAAAUGAGGCUGAACUGGACAACAAAUUGACAGAAACAACAAAUGAAUUUGCUACUGUCCGAGAGCACUUGGAACAGGAAAAAUAUUCACUACAGAGAGAGGUGGAACUCAAGAAUCGUAUGUUGGACAGCAUGAGUUCAGAUAUUGAAAGUAGCAAACAGCAAUAUAAAACUCAGCUGAACCAACAACUGGAACAGCUAGAGAGAGUUCAUGCUCGUGAAAUUAAUGAGCUGAAGAACAAGUUGGAAAAGCAGAAAUCUGAGCUGGAUGAAGCACAGCUCUGCGAGAAGCAGUUGAGACACAAACUGGAUCGACAGAGUGAAUUACUUAAUGCGAAGACUGAAGAAUUGAGGAACUUAUCUGAGCGUGCACAGGAAACCAUGUCAUCUGAAGUGAUGAGUCUUCAAAUGGAGAACAUUGAACUUGAAACUGCAAAGGGGAAACUGCAAGAAGACCUUAAUGAAAUGAUAUACCAUCAGGAACAGUUGGAGCUAGCUAAUAAUAAUCUUCAGCGCCAGGUUGAACGACUUCAAGAGGAGAAGGAGGACCAAGAGAAAGAGACAGUAUCAUAUUGCAAUGCAUUGGAGAAAGCACGAGUGGCUAACCAGGAUCUCCAGAUCCAGUUGGAUCAGGCAUUGCAAGAGGCUCGUGACCCCAACAGUAAAGGGAACUCGUUGUUUUCUGAGGUUGAAGAUCGUAGGGCAAUGAUGGAGCGACAGCUUAUUGGAUUGAGAGUCCAAUACCAGUCGUUGCAGAAACAGCAUGCGUUCUCCCGUCAACAACUUCACCGAAUGAAGGUACAGAUAGCCACAAUGUUACAAAUAAAGGGUUUGCAGUCUGACCCUGGACAACUUGAACGUUUGCAAUCGAUGCUUGCACAAAAGAACAAUGAAAUUCAAGCUCUCGUGGUCAAACUGCGACGUCUGGAGAAAAUGGAGAUGAAUUACGAUGCUGGGGAUAAUCCUAAUGGAGUUGAUAUUUCAGAUUUUGGAGAUGGGCAAUACUACGUUGAAUUGCUAAAACUGCAAAUUGACAAUGCCAAGAAAGAAAAUAAGACUGUUAAUGAUGAGCUGUCCUUGCAACGCAUGAAGGCUCUUGCAGAGAGUCAACGUGUCUUAGAAGUUGAACGUAAAUUCUAUGCCAAUGAGAGACAACUGAAACAAUAUCAGAGUGAGAACAUGAAACUUCGAAUCAAACUGGAUGAGUUGAGGCUCAAGUAUGAACCUGAAGAAGUUAAGAACCGGCCAUCAAAUCGCAAGAAGGAGAAACUUCCAUUUGAAGUACUUGAAGCUCAACCAGCAUCAAACAAGGAUCCUGCUGCUGAAGCCACUCUCUCGUCUGAUAAAAUAUCUGAUGCCAGAAGCAGACAGACUGAUGCACUGCAUAAUGAGACUUUAGCUUCAUGCUUUGAACCAGUCAUUCAAGCAGUGCCAGCCUCGGCCAGUGAGGAACAAAUUUCAGAACUGGAACCAGCUUGUAAACAGUCACCUUCUAAAGAAGGCAAGCGAAUACGAAUCUUGCAAGAAGUGAAUGAGGUUCAAGUUUUGUCUGAACGGAGCCACAAUGAAGUCGCUAGGCCAUCACCCUCUCCAAGGGUAUCCAAGAAUGAUGUGAAGCUAGAAAAGCCAGAUGAGGAAGAAAUUGAUGAAGCAGAAGAGCUGAAACAGAAGAAAAGAGUUAAGCGUCCAAAGUUGCACCCAAUCAUCCAUGUGUCAUCUCAGCCCACCGUUGAAUCUCAGUGUGCCCAACAGUAAACAGAAUAUUCUUCUGGUAUUGAAUACAUAAGUGCUCUAUUCAAGAUAAGUCUGGGAGAGUAUGUAAGCACAUUGUACAACUUAAUGAGCUGGCUCUUUGGAACUUGCAAAUCAUUUGUGCAUUAGGCACUUUAAAUUAAACUUAAUGUACAUCUCUGUGCUAUUGCUGAUCGGAGAUGCUAG